Myotis daubentonii (Daubenton's bat) is the source of this 2005-nucleotide messenger RNA. RefSeq names its product mitochondrial methionyl-tRNA formyltransferase (gene MTFMT). Gene Ontology annotation, molecular function: methionyl-tRNA formyltransferase activity. Gene Ontology annotation, cellular component: mitochondrion. Gene Ontology annotation, biological process: biosynthetic process; conversion of methionyl-tRNA to N-formyl-methionyl-tRNA. The record is from RefSeq and is a predicted model, not a curated record. NCBI's taxonomy places the organism in Eukaryota, Metazoa, Chordata, Mammalia, Chiroptera, Vespertilionidae.
GCUCAGCCCGACGCGCCUGCGCAGAGCGGCCGCCCCGAGGCUAUGAGGGUGCUGGUGCGACGCUGCUGGGGGCCCCGGCCCGUGGGAGGCGGCGCGGGCCGGAGGCCGAGCCCCCAGUGGCGAGCGCUGGCCGGGCUCGGCGGGGAGGACGGCCGGGGCACCCGCGUCCGUGAGAAGCCGCCCUGGCGGGUGCUCUUCUUCGGCACCGACCAGUUCUCCCGCGAGGCGCUGCGGGCGCUGCACGCCGCCAGGGACAACAAAGAAGAAGAGUUAAUCGAAAAAUUGGAGGUGGUCACGGUGCCUUCCCCAUCACCAAAAGGACUGCCAGUGAAGCAGUAUGCUGUCCAGUCGCAGCUGCCAGUGUAUGAGUGGCCAGAUGUCGGAUCUGGAGAAUAUGAUGUCGGAGUGGUCGCUUCAUUUGGCCGACUUUUGAGUGAGGCUCUUAUUCUUAAAUUUCCCUAUGGCAUAUUGAAUGUCCACCCCAGUUGCCUCCCAAGGUGGCGUGGUCCAGCCCCUAUAAUCCAUACUGUGCUUCAAGGAGACACAAUUACUGGAGUAACAAUUAUGCAAAUCAGGCCUAAAAGAUUUGAUGUAGGUCCAAUUCUCAAACAGGAAACCAUUCCUGUGCCCCCCAAGAGCACUGCAAAGGAAUUGGAAGUAGUGCUGUCAAGACUGGGUGCCAACAUGCUUAUUUCAGUUUUGAAAAAUUUGCCUGAAAGUUUGAAGAAUGGAAGGCAGCAGCCAACUGAGGGGGUGACACAUGCCCCUAAGAUUUCUGCUCGUACCAGCUGUAUAAAAUGGGAGGAACAAACUUCAGAGGAAAUAUUCAGACUUCAUCGUGCCAUUGGAAGUAUAAUUCCGUUACAGACACUCUGGAUGGAUAACACCAUUAAACUUCUGGAUUUGGUAGAAGUUAAUCGUUCAGUCCUCACUGAUCCAAAAUUAACAGGACAGGCUGUUAUUCCAGGAUCCAUAAUAUACCACAAACAGUCACAAAAACUUCUGGUUUGUUGCAAGGAUGGCUGGAUUGGUGUUCGGUCAGUGAUGCUCAAGAAAACACUAACAGCUGCUGAUUUCUACAAUGGAUAUUUGCACCCCUGGCACCAGAAAAACUCCCAAGCUCAUCCAAGUCAAUGCAGAUUUCAGACUCUCAGACUUCCAACAAAGAAGCAGGGGGAAAAAAUUGUUGCUAUGCAACAGUGCACUAAGUAGUUUAGAAAGAAGAUAGAUAAGACCUAUUACAUAUUUGUAAUUUAUUAAAAGCCUUAUUCAUAAGGAAUUACUUUGAUUUUCAAGGAAUAUGACACUGUUGGAGAAGAGAAGAUUAUCCAAAAGGUUAAUUACCUCACUUCCUGCUUUUUGUUUAACAAUAGUUAAAAACUUUUCUAGCCUGGGCAAUGUGGCUCAGUGAUUGAGCCAAGUGGUCACGGUUCAAUUCCUGGUCAGGGCAUAUGCCCGGGUUGUGGGCUCGAUGCCCAGUGUGGGGCAUGCAGGAGGCAGCCGAUCAAUGAUUCUCUCUCAUCAUUGAUGUUUCUAUCUCUCUCCCUCUUCCUUCCUCUCUGAAAUCAAUUUAAAAAAAAACAACCACACAACUUUUCUACUUGAAUAACAAAAGAAACUUUAAAUAAAAAUUUUAUUUAUGUCAAAGUCAAGGAGAUUUUAUAUUUCCCUAAGAGCAAGUUCAACUAACUGAUAAUGCAUAUGUAUACUGAAGAGGUUCUUUAAAAGCAUCUAUUACAUUUUUAAAAUUUAUGUACUCUGACUAGGUUUUCAUUCAGGAGUAAUCUGCAUUUCUGAUUUUCAGCAAGUAGUAAAGUCAGUUAUUUAAAUUCCUCUACUAUCUAGUUCCCAUCAAGUAGUAAACAGACAAUAGUAAUCUGUCACAUUGAGCUUUACUGUAAAUUCACAUUUUACAUCUAGGUUUUCUUGAAGUAGGAAUAUCCUAACACUUUUCAAUGUAUUUACACAAUAAAAGUUAUUGAGCAUCUGGUCUGUGCAAACUCAA